AUGUCUCAGCCCCGUCCAAAACCGUGGGAGGUUUCUUCUGGGACUUCUGCAGCGGCAGCUGAAAGCACAGGUGUUUCAACUCAAGCAUCAACUUUAUCGUCAGAUCUGAAUAUUCCAACUGCUCCUGAGCGACCAGCGGCACUUUCUUCAGAUCUUUCAAAUAUGUCAAAUACAACUCCCUAUGGCACAGGAAGCUCAGGUUAUGGAGCAGGAACAGCCGGGUAUGGCUCUUCUGGAUAUGGUAGUACUGGCGGUUAUGGUUCAGGAUAUGGGUCCGGGAUGUCUGGAUACGGUUCAGGCUAUGGAUCAAGCUAUGGUUCAGGAUAUGGUUCUGGGAUCGGAGGAGGUUAUGGAUCGCGGUACGGACUCGGAUCUCUGAUGUAUGGGGGAGGUUUGGGGAGUUAUGGCAACUAUGGUUCGGGAAUGUAUGGGAUGGGAGGAUACGGAGGAGGCAUGUAUGGAAUGGGAGGUUAUGGUGGAGGAAUGUAUGGCAAUCAACCGGGCGCUGGAGGCAUUGCUGAGGGAACUCAGGCCACUUUCCAUCUCAUAGAAUCAAUAAUUGGCGCCGUGGGAGGAUUUGCACAGAUGUUGGAGGCCACUUAUAUGGCGACGCAUUCGUCAUUUUUCACCAUGGUUUCGCUUGCCGAGCAAUUUGGCAAUCUCAAAAACGCCUUGGGGUCGUUGCUAGGCAUUUUCGCCUUGAUAAAGUUCACCAAAAAAUUCUUUUACAAGCUAACGGGUCGCAACUAUAAUCAUGGAAUUUCCGCCGGCGAGUUCACCAAAUUUGAAAAAAAUCAAAAACGUUUGGAGGAAAAUCUUCGCCGCAACCAGCUGGGAUCCCCACUGCGCAUCUCGUUCAAACCUCUCCUCUUGUUCCUCGCGGCAUCAAUUGGAUUUCCAUACUUGUUGAGCAAAGCCAUUCAAAAACUUAACGAGCAACAACAACAAAGAUUACAAGGACCAGGUGGACCAGGCGCUCCUGGUGUUCCUGGAACUCAACAACCCGGUAUGCCCGCUCCUAAUGGUGUGGAAGCCCCAAUGAACCUCCAGUUUGCCAAAGCACUUUAUGAGUUCAACCCAGAAAACCCUAAUAUUGAGAUAGAACUCAAACCCAAUGAAUUGGUAGCGAUCUUGUCGCAAAAAGACCCUUUGGGCAACGACAGUAAAUGGUGGAAAGUCAGAUCGAGACUGGGAAAAGUCGGUUAUGUUCCGCUGAACUUUUUGAGUGUGAUUGAGCGUAAGGCCAUUGCUCCACAGGUGGAGGCAGAGGCUGCGCCAGUCGAAAAGAAGUGA
Meyerozyma guilliermondii ATCC 6260 is the source of this 1293-nucleotide messenger RNA. It is a transcript of the gene PEX13, whose product is annotated as peroxin. Lineage: Eukaryota; Fungi; Ascomycota; Pichiomycetes; Serinales; Debaryomycetaceae. Gene Ontology annotation, biological process: protein import into peroxisome matrix, docking. Gene Ontology annotation, cellular component: peroxisome; peroxisomal importomer complex; peroxisomal membrane. Bases 1 to 1293 code for a protein of 430 amino acids. The transcript has a single exon. The record is from RefSeq and is a predicted model, not a curated record. Gene Ontology annotation, molecular function: protein binding.